CACAGACACACACACACACCGAGCGACGCGAGUGGGUCGGCCGGAGCUCCUUUGCCCGGCCAUGGGCGCCCCCUCGCCCGCUUCCUACUCCGCCUGCUUUCUCAGCGGCUUUCUCCUGGCGGCCGCGUUACCUUCCUUAGGAACAGACGAGCUAUGUUACAUCCAAGAUGACUUUAGCAAUAAGGAGACAUUGGUUUUUAUCCAGAAACAGCGAGUGGACUGUACUGAAAUUUGUAUGCUAGGUUUGUGAAAUAGGUGUGAAGUUAACUUUCCAGAGUCUUCUCUUCUACCAAGGAAAAACAAAACACUUUCUUCAAAUCAGCCUGCCCUUCCAUUGCUUGGAUUCCAUUCCAAAAGAGCUGCUAUGUUCUACUUCAGGGAUCCUCAGGGGUCUACGGUAUGGAUGAUGCCAGGGAGCUGUGCCAAGGCAAUGCUUCCGGAGCGGAUAUUAUUACUAUAAAUAGCAAAGAUGAAAAUACCUUUAUUCUAAGUAAUUUUCGCUCAAAUUGGCAUGGUCCAGAAUACAUAUCUCUUGGCAUGUUUUUUGACACAGAUGAUAAUAUUUUCAAAUGGUAUGAUGAUUCCAAAGUAAAUUUUACAAACUGGAUAGAGGAAGAAAGUAACAAUGAACUUCUAAACACUUGUGCUACUAUGCAUACGGCUUCAGGUGGAUGGAAAAAAGUCUCCUGUGAACAUCUUCCACUGACUAAGAUCCUGUGUGAAACUACUGUUCUUUAUGAAAAGACACACUUAUUUGAAACUGCUUGGACAAGCAUCAUAGUCAUAAUAUCAACAAUAACUCUGGCAAUCUCUGCAGCAUUUCUCUGGUUUCUUUAUCAAAGGAGGAUAUCUUCUAGACCAAGUUGUAGCAUACAUAAUUUCAUCACUCAAAUUCCAUGUGACAAUGAAACAUUUUUUAUAGAUGAAGAUGAAUAUUCUGCUUAAACUGUUUUCAUUUAGAUACUGUUAUAGAAAGGGGCUCUGGCACAAAAGCAAUCUUCAAAACCACUAUCCUAUAUUCUAAUGAAAUAUAAACCAAAUGAUGUUUAUUUGUUAAAUUGUUUUACGUAUAUGAGGUGAUUAUCUAAAUGUGCAUUUUUCAACAUGCUUAAUAUCCUUUUAAUAAUAUCUAUAGUUUAGAAAUCAUUCUUAUCCAAAAUGCCCAAAGAUCCUUUGGAAGGAAGAAGCUCCUGCAUUCAACACUGCUAAAUUUAUUCAGGUGAGACAUUUGCCAACAACUCACAGCACUCAUUUGUUUAUGAAGUUCAGAUUUCCAAUUGUGGACUAAAAGUCUCUACCAAAACUCUAUCUUUUCCAAAAUUUUAAAAUGCAAGACUGUAAAAUAUUAUCUUUUAAGAAAUGUGGAGCAACUGCAAUGAACAAUGGACAGGACAAUUUAUUAAAACCUGUAGAUUGUAUUUUUAUCAUGAAGUCUGCUUAUUUUCCAAGUGAAUGUCUACAAUUUUUUUAAUAUUAACAAAAUACGGAACUAUGGCAAGGACCUUCAACACAAUCCCUGUCUUUUUAUAUAUGUCUAUUUUAAUAUUCUGUUCUUUGAAAUAAAAUUUUGAUUAUCAA
Messenger RNA from Pantherophis guttatus, 1578 nucleotides. The record is from RefSeq and is a predicted model, not a curated record. NCBI's taxonomy places the organism in Eukaryota, Metazoa, Chordata, Lepidosauria, Squamata, Colubridae.